CGGAGAGUGAGAAACUUCCCUCACUCUUCCUCCCGUGUGCUCUUCUUUCUCCCAAAUCUCUCCCCCCACCCCCGGAACCUUUUUAGUCACUCAGCUUCUCCCAGGAGCACCCGCAGCCACCGGUGUGUCUGUAAACAGGCUGCUGGUACACGGUUUUAUUUCAUUUUUUGGCUCUUCUUUGUGGUGGAUCUGAAAUUCCUGGAGUGGCUUCCUGCCUGUCCGGCUCGUGCAGGAGGGAUUUGGGCUAAAAGGCUAUAACCAAGUUUCCCUACAUUCUGCCUGAGGAAUGAGAGGAACUGCCCCAGGGAGGAAGAGCCCAAACUCGCAUGUUUGAAUGAACAAAAGAACGGAAAGCGAGGGCACUGCCGCCGAAAUGGAGGAAAAUACUCUACCGCGCGCAACAUCUCCUCACUCAGAUCUGAGCAAAAACCCGACAAGGCCUGAUCCUGAAGGGGAGAGCAGCCCCCCGAAGACAGAACUCAUCCAGAGAAUGGAGUCCCCGGCUAAGAAGGACACAGAACGGAGACUUAUGACUCCCACGAAACCGGAUGUCAUUUCCCAAUCACCUGGUUCACCGGCAUCACCCAGCCCCAGGUCAAAAAAAGACAUCAUGAAGUCAGACGAGAGGCAGAAGCUUGCCAAGGAGCGAAGGGAGGAGAAGGCCAAAUAUUUGGAAGAGCUCAGCAAGUUACAAGCUGCAAAAAAGAACCAGUGGCUGGAGAAGGAGGAAAAGGCUCGACAGCUGAGGGAGCAGCAGCUGGAGGAGCGGCGCCGGAAACUGGAGGAGCAGCGGAUCAAGGCAGAAAAACGCAGAGCUGCCCUGGAAGAGAGACAAAAGCAGAAGCUGGAAAAGAACAAAGAACGCUAUGAGGCAGCAAUCAACAGGUCAGGCAAGAAGACAUGGGCGGAAAUCCGACAGCAGAGGUGGUCCUGGGCCGGGGCCCUCAACCAAAACUCCAGCCAGAAAGAAAGCAGAUGCUCAGUAUCAACGGUCAACCUGCCCAAACAUGUGGACUCAGUUAUAAACAAGCGACUCUCCAAGUCUUCUGCCACGCUCUGGAACUCCCCCAGCAGAACUCGUAACCUUGCACUAAGUCCAUGGGAGAGCAGUAUAGUCGACCGGCUAAUGACCCCGACGCUGUCUUUCCUUGCACGGAGCCGCAGUGCCGCCAGUGUCCUCAACAAUGGCAAAGAUGGUCACUCUCCUCUCUGUCCCCGUUCAGCCUCUGCCAGUCCCCUGACCCUCUGCUCCCAUCAGCCUCAUCACCGCUGCUCCGACCGCUGGAGGGUGACCUCCAGCACUCCAGACAUCACCCAGCGCCACCAAAGACGCAGCUCCACACCCAUGGAUAAAAAUAGGAAAGAAAAGAAAGACAAGGAACGAGAGAAUGAGAAGGAGAAGAGUGCUCUCACUAAAGAGAAGGUGUUGAAGAAGAGACAGUCUCUACCCAGUAUGAGACACAGACCAGACCCAAGCCCCAGUCCUUUAUCGAGACAACGGCCGUCAUCUCCAGCUACGCCUAAAGGCAGAACUGCCUCCCCUAGCCCCGCUGCCUCCCCCAAGCCUCCAUCAACACGUGGGAGCCCGUCAACCCCUAAGGCCCGGCCGAAAAGAGCCAGGACCCCUGCCAGGGUAGACCACCGCACGUCCUCCCCUGUCCCCCUGGAGAGAGUCAGGGAGCCUCGUAGACCUGCCACCCCUGAGGAGAGAAAGAGUUCGCCUGUCGUUCCUGCUGCCACAGUAUCCUCAGCCGGUGCUACACCCCACACUUCCAGUACACCAGUCUCAACCACUGCCACUUCCUCCUCACCUGAGCAGGUUCAGUCAGCUCCUUCUGCCGCAGCACCAUCUCCAUCUGCCAAACCGAUGGCCGGCACCAAUGACCCAGAAGAGGCGGCGCGCAUCCUGGCCGAGAAGCGCCGGCAGGCCCGGGAACAGAGGGAGAGGGAGGAGCAGGAACGCAGAGAACAAGAGGAGAAGGAAAGGAUCCUGAGAGAGGAGCGAAUAGCGAGGGAGGCAGAGGAGAGGCGGCGUCGGGAGGAGGAGGCCCGAGCCAUGGCCGAGGAGCAGAGGAGGAGAGACGAAGCCCAGCGCCUGCAGGAGGAGAAGGAGGCCCAGGAGAGACUCAAAGCUGAGCAGGAGGAGAACCUACGGCUGCAGAAACAGAAAGAGGAAGCUGAGGCUAAGGCCCGAGAGGAGGCAGAGAAGCAGCGUUUGGAGAGGGAGAAACACUUCCAGAAGGAGGAGCAGGAGAGGCUGGAGAGGAAAAAGCGUCUGGAGGAGAUCAUGAAGAGGACGCGUAAGACUGAUGCGGGCGACAAGAAAGAAACAAAGCCAUGUCCUCCUGCCCAAGUCAACGACAAAGAGGCAGAGAGCAGCAAAGCAUCUGCUGACUAUCAGUUGAGGCCAGAGGUCAACAUGUCCAAUCACAAGGCGGAGAACGGACAGACCAAUGUGACAGAAAGCCCCUCAGUCCAAGUAGUAAACGGGGUCCAGCCUAUGAGACAUGAAAAUGGUCUGUCAACUAAAGCAGACACUGCCAACUUUGAAGAUAUCAUCCAUCUGACCAACCACGGAAACACUACCAACGGAGGGCUCGACAAGUCUGAGAACGGCGUGGCCACGAAGCCAAUCCUGAGCUUUGAAAGCGAGGAGUCGUUCCUGAAAAAGGCAGGCCCGAUAAAGCCGCAGCAUGUUGCAGAGGUCCUGUGACAUACUCCGGUGUCGAAGUGCUCGUCGCCGUAGGCCGCUCACUGACCUUUCCCCGCCAACGCUCCUGUGGGAAGCCCUCUGUGACCUGUGCCAAUCAACACCCUUACUGUAUUCUAGGCCCCCGAAACGCAAACGGACUCGUGUGUGAAGAGAAAGGGGACCGGAGGAGGCGAUGAAAGCGUCAGGACACGAGAUGGGACGAAGAGGCGCGGCUGCAUGCGGUGCAGGUGCAUCAGCGUUAACAUUGUCUCUGUGGCACCGACUCCAUGCACCCUGCUACGAUAACAGCAUCAUCCUGUGUAAACUACUACAGUCCAGCUGAGGAAGUCUCACUAUAAGCUGAAAAACAAGUCUGUUUUCUUUGUUCUUACAUUUAGUUAUUUAACUUUAAGACAAAUACGAUCGACUGGGAACAUUUUGUGAAUAAUGUAAAUGAAAUCUGUGUGAUGAAAAGGAGGGAAGUGUCUGUGGAAUCAUGUUUUCUGUUCCUCUACUCUGAGUAGAUGCUCUGAUUGAAGCCAGGUUUCAUACAUCCUGGUAUGUAUAAAGCUUCCUGUAACCAUUUUGUAAAGGUAAAAGGACAAAUCUGGAAAGAGAUUGGAAAUGUAACUAAACUGCAAUGGCUUCUUACUGUAUCUCUGCAUAUUGUCAGCUCAAACCUCCUCAGUUAUUAUUGAUUGGAUGCAGAAGUGGAUCUCCUACCCACUGUGGAACAUUGACUAUAAACAUCCAGAAGUCAUGAAAACAGAGCCUCAUAAACGAUGGUUCUACUCCACUAUUUAACAGUUAAGAUCCCAUGCUAAGCAUGACUCUCAUUUGCAUUGAGAUUCCAUGGACUAGUGUCUGAAAAGCUGGUGCGUGUAUAUGCUAUAAAUAUAUUUUGAUGUGCGUUGCAACGGUCAGUGGGAGUAUCAUAAGUCUUAUUAAAGACAAACUGUCCAGUC
This is a messenger RNA of Sphaeramia orbicularis (orbiculate cardinalfish), 3657 nucleotides long. It is a transcript of the gene map7d1a, whose product is annotated as MAP7 domain containing 1a. Gene Ontology annotation, biological process: microtubule cytoskeleton organization. The record is from RefSeq and is a predicted model, not a curated record. Gene Ontology annotation, cellular component: microtubule cytoskeleton. NCBI's taxonomy places the organism in Eukaryota, Metazoa, Chordata, Actinopteri, Kurtiformes, Apogonidae. Bases 335 to 2713 code for a protein of 792 amino acids. The transcript has 19 exons.